UGGGAGUCCUCUCUCAGAGCGAGAGUUGGUGAGGUUAAGGCGGGGAGGAUGGCGGACCCUGCACCGCAGACCCCGCCUCCCGGACCCCGGCCCGCCGCCGCUCUGUGCGACCCCGAGCGUGGCUGGAGCGUGUCUUUCGUGGGCUGCGGCUUCCUGGGCUUCUACCACCUCGGGGCGACCCGCUGCCUGAGCGAGCGCGCCCCGCACCUCCUCCGCGACGCGCGCAUGAUCUUCGGUGCCUCUGCUGGGGCGCUGCACGGCGUCACCUUCCUCGCCCGCAUUCCCGUGGACAUUACUCUGAAGUUCCUCACAGACCUUGUCGAGUCCGCCAGAAGCCGGACCAUGAGCAUCCUCCAUCCGUCCUUCAACAUAGUCAGGUCCCUCCAAGAAGCCCUCCACAGACACCUCCCGGACAACGUCCACCAGCUCAUCUCAGGCAAAAUGUGCAUCUCGCUGACCCGAGUGUCCGACUGGGAAAACGUCCUGGUGUCCGAGUUUCAGUCCAAAGACGACGUUGUGGACGCCUUGAUCUGUACCUCCUUCAUCCCUUACCUCUGUGGCUUAAUCCCCCCAACCUUCAGAGGCGUGCGGUACGUGGAUGGAGGGUUUACUAACAGUGUACCCUGCUUCGAUGACAAGACGACCAUCACUGUGUCCCCGUUCCUUGGGGAGCAUGACAUCUGUCCUAAGGUCAAGUCCACGAACUUCCUGUAUAUGGACGUGUACAGGCUCAGUCUCCGCUUCUGCUUAGAGAACGUCCAGCUGAUAAGGCAGAUGGUGUUCCCCCCGGAUGGCAAGGUCCUUGCAGAGUUGUUCCUACGAGGGUAUUUAGAUGCGGUCAGGUUCUUGGAAGAAAAUGGCAUCUGUGACAGGCCCCGUCCGAGCCCGAGUGUGCCCUCGGCAGCGCCCGAGUUCCUUCCGUUCUCCUGGGAAACCGCGAGCCCCGAGGCUUCCCCGGGGGCGGCUGCCUGGCAGGGGAGGCCCGAGGUGGCCGAGCUGCUGGCCCACCUGCGUGUCAGCCUCCGGCCCUGGGACGAGAGCAUCCUGGAGACCCUGUCGCCCAAGCUCAUUGCGGGCCUGAGUGAGGCAUGUAGACCCCGAGGUGGCUGCUGGAGCAAGAUCUGCAGCUUCCUACCAGUGAAGGUCAUGUCUUACGUGAUGCUGCCCUGUACGCUGCCCGUGGAGUCCACGCUCGCGGUGGCCCAGAGGUGAGCAGUGUGGGCGGCUUUGUCUGCACUGGGUCCUGGGCAUGUGCAUUACUCGCUUUCUUCAGAUGGACUUGGGUGUCUCCUUUGUUUUUAGUGAGUUAAGCCAGCAUUUCCUUCCGUCCAUCUUCUAAAGUCCAACCCGGCCUUCAAACUCCAGCUCCGCGGUCCUGCCCAGGGUGGACCUUUCCUGGUCCCUCCUGCCCCAACGAUGAGCCACCUGUUCCCACGCCGCCUGUCCUGCGUGGACACCCAGGCGUUUAUCAGAGCCCAAGCGUGGGGUCCUUUCGUGUCCACGGCCACGGAGCCUGUGGAGGCCGUGGUCAGGCUUGCUCUGCUGGGCUUGCACGUGGCCAAAGGCAGUCGGGCUCGUGGAGUGGGUGGUGUCUCCACUCCAAGCUUCAGGUAUCUUGAAUCUGGGAAAACCAGGCUUCUCCUUUAAUUGCCAUGUGAAUCCCUUGAGCUUUCCUGAAUCAGAAGUCACCUAACUUUGGUCCCUGGCCACUUUUGCUCAGUGGUUAGAGUGAAGGGUCCAGGGUUUGAUUCCAGUUAAGGGCACAUACCUCGGUUGCGGGAUCCGCGGUGCAUUGAUUGUUCUCAGUUUUUCAGUCUCUCCCCCUCCCUGCCACGCUCCGAAAAUCAGUGGAAAGAAUAUCCUCACGUGAGGAGUAACACGCACACAGAGGGGCCUAAAUCCGCCUCGUGAGAAUUGAUCGGGUUGGAAGUAGAAGUGCGCCCGCAGUUUAGCGGGACAAGGAGUAUUGCUGUACGCUCGCUGCCUGUUGUGCAGCUUCUGUUUGGCUCUCUACAUUUUGACUUGUCUUCCUGCUGACACGUGAGUGUGUGUGUGUGUGUGUGUGUGUGUGUGUGUCUGUGCAGACUGGUGCGGUGGCUCCCCGACAUUCCUGACGACGUCCAGUGGCUGCAGGCCAUAACUUCCCAGGUUUGUUCUCGACUGAUGACGCACCUGCUCCCCACGCUCAGACUUGCGGAGUCCUAGGCUGGUGGUGGAACCCCGAAGUCCAGACUGAAACAUGGCCUGGUGACGUGGCCGCUCUGAAAUCUGUACCCCGAUACGCAGCCAGGAGGGCCUUGUUCUGGUUCCGAGGACUGGAUCUUAUCCUGAAAAUCCUGGGUCUUGGCUUUCUCUGCUCAACGGCGGUCUCCGCACCUCCUCUGGGCUUCUGUGAGACACUGGGCACCCCUGGCCCAGUACUGGACGGGAGUGGGCACUCAG
This is a messenger RNA of Myotis myotis, 2442 nucleotides long. Its product is annotated as 1-acylglycerol-3-phosphate O-acyltransferase PNPLA3-like. NCBI's taxonomy places the organism in Eukaryota, Metazoa, Chordata, Mammalia, Chiroptera, Vespertilionidae. Gene Ontology annotation, molecular function: triacylglycerol lipase activity. Gene Ontology annotation, biological process: lipid homeostasis; triglyceride catabolic process. Gene Ontology annotation, cellular component: lipid droplet; cytoplasm; membrane. The transcript has 8 exons. The record is from RefSeq and is a predicted model, not a curated record. Bases 49 to 1212 code for a protein of 387 amino acids.